Microdochium trichocladiopsis is the source of this 393-nucleotide messenger RNA. RefSeq lists its product as uncharacterized. The coding region runs from base 1 to 393 and encodes 130 amino acids. The record is from RefSeq and is a predicted model, not a curated record. The transcript has a single exon. Lineage: Eukaryota; Fungi; Ascomycota; Sordariomycetes; Xylariales; Microdochiaceae.
AUGACCUGGAAGUUUGGCGGUAAGUGGGUUCGCGGCGAGUACAUGUACCGUAUCGACAUUAAGCGGUAUAACCGCAAGUGGCCACCCUAUAAGGAGCCUGUGGGCGACUGCAAGAGCGAGUAUAAGUUCGUCCUUAACUCUAUCUUUAUUCACGGCGGCGGCUGGGCUACGGCCGACUUCGGCUGGGAUACGCUUAAGAAGAAGGCCGGCUUAUGUAUCGGGUCCACCCCGACGUUGUGGAAGUUCUGGUACUACGACUCCCUAGAUAAGGACGGCAUGGAGUGGGCGGCUAGCUUUAAUACUCCGGUCUUUAUAACGUCGAGAUGCUUCGAUAAUGAUAAGGUGCCUAAUGACUCGGGUGGCCACGUUAGCGGCUGCGGUGGAACUGGCUAG